This is a messenger RNA of Hypoxylon trugodes, 872 nucleotides long. RefSeq names its product ribosomal protein. Lineage: Eukaryota; Fungi; Ascomycota; Sordariomycetes; Xylariales; Hypoxylaceae. The coding region runs from base 174 to 533 and encodes 119 amino acids. The record is from RefSeq and is a predicted model, not a curated record. Gene Ontology annotation, biological process: translation. Gene Ontology annotation, molecular function: structural constituent of ribosome; mRNA binding. Gene Ontology annotation, cellular component: cytosolic small ribosomal subunit; ribosome. The transcript is spliced from 4 exons.
CAAGCUUCGUACCUUUUUUUCAUUGGAUCAAUUUAUCUUUUCGUGUGUAGCGGGGCACUUGCUUUAGUCAAUUCUAAACUUUGCGCACCAAUUCAAUUCCAUCUCGGAUUUCUUUGCAACCAAUUCUUUUCUUCUCUUCGACAACUCGACAACCGAAUUCCAACACCGUCAUCAUGGUCAAGAAGAGAAAGAACAACGGCCGCAACAAGAAGGGCCGCGGCCACGUCAAGCCUAUCCGAUGCAGCAACUGCUCGCGAUGCACUCCCAAGGAUAAGGCGAUCAAGCGCUUCACCAUCCGAAACAUGGUCGAGUCUGCUGCUAUCCGUGAUAUCUCGGAUGCUUCCGUCUUCUCCGAGUACACAGUUCCCAAGAUGUACCUCAAGCUGCAGUACUGUGUCUCUUGCGCCAUUCACGGCAAGAUCGUCCGUGUCCGAUCACGAGUCGGUCGUCGCAACCGUGCCCCUCCCCCGCGUGUGCGCUACAACAAGGACGGCAAGAAGGUGACUCCCACUCAGACUGCCAAGGCUGCAUAAAUGCUUCUUUUCGGUGUCUUUAGGGAGUGAAUGGGUCAGGGAUGCGCCAGGUCAUCGGAAACGGUUUUGAUUGCAUGGUAAAAAAGGACUUCGGAAUGAUCCUUACAGAUAAUGACUUUUAACGAAUCGAGUCAUAUUUGCCACGACGUGAAUGAAUACUUUGCGUUGUUGACCCUAUAUUUGCGUCUUUGCCUUCGAAGUGACUGCUUAUUACCUACCCCGGCCCUUAUUUCUCGGCAACCGCUAGUCGAGAGCUGGACGUCUGAAUAUAGAUCUACACGUAGUUCAUAGACUUCCCAACUGAGACUGAGCAAUACUUAAUCAAUUCCAUUUAGCGAU